AUGGGUCUCUCAUUCGGUUCCGUCUUCUACUGCGGCAUCACAACCCAUCUCAACAUCAGGCGACACAAAAAGAUCGGAGGAGUGUCCGACAGAACUCGUGAUCUACAAACCCAACUUUUUCGCGCGCUGGUUUUGCAGACUGUGAUUCCAAUGAUCUUCAUGUAUAUUCCGAUAACCCUUCUGUUUAUUGUCCCAUUUUUUAAAUGGGAUGUGGGAAGUUGGGCGAAUGUUACCACUUCUUCAGUUCAUCUUUACCCGGGAAUCGAUCCGAUGGUUCUACUUUUUCUCAUUAAAGAUUAUCGACGAACUAUUUUCCGGUUUUUCAGCCGAAAAAAGCUUGGAAAAGUUGAUGGAAGUACUUCGAUGGUGAAAUCGAGGUUGAGUAUAACAUGA
Messenger RNA from Caenorhabditis angaria, 393 nucleotides. NCBI's taxonomy places the organism in Eukaryota, Metazoa, Nematoda, Chromadorea, Rhabditida, Rhabditidae. The record is from the annotation of a GenBank genome assembly.